AUUGCAUCCUUUGAACUAGGAAUGGAAUAUCUAGGUGGAAUAAGUAUCGAAAGUCUGAAAAACACCUACCAAGUCGAGGCUAAUGUAGGUCUUGCAUUUAACAUUACUUUAUUACAAUGUUUUAUGUUAUGUCUACGGACAAACACGUGUCUUACAUUAUUUUUCAAAAAUGUUAAUGAACAGUGUAUUCUUCAUUCAAAGACAUUUCAUUGUAAGUCCCCGACUGGAAUAGAAAUAGGAUGGGAGGUGUAUCAAAUUGCUGAUUUAACUGGAAGGUGUCCGUCAAACUUUUUAUACUACAGACCAUUAGAUCUGUGCUACAGAAUUGAAGACGGAACACAUAUGAACAUGCAAGAUCCAGCUAUAGAUAUCGUGAGCAAGUGCUAUGCCAAAGGAUCUGAACUGAUCCGUGUAGACUCAGCUGAGAAACAAGCCUAUAUGGAACACGCUCUGGCUGGUUUACUUGACACGGCGUAUGUGUGUGUGCAAGGAAGCAAUUAUGUCACACCUGGUGUUUGGACAUACGAUGAUGGAACACCCUUUGGGUACACAAACUGGGAGGCUGGACAACCAAAUGGUGGAAUCCAACCUAGAAAUCUUGGUAUAGAUGUCAGUGCAACAGAUUUACUGUGGCAUGACUACCCUACCUCUGAAUCGAAAACGUGUAGUUAUGUAUGUGAAAUAAGAUAAAGUGUCUUUCUAUAGACCAUUUGAUUUAUUGUAGUGUAACCUUUUCGUACGUAAAACGUUUAUUAUUGUGAAUUGAGUUUUUCUAUUGUCACUUGGUGGAGUUUUUUUUAGUAUGUCAAAGGAUUUAUGCGACAUUAAAGCAAGUUUAACGUAACUCAAUGUAAGAUACAAUGCAGUUAUCUGCAUAAAAUUUGGAACGUGAAUGGCUUUAUGAUGCAAAAAUAAUCAAAACAUUCCGCUGUAAGUCGAUGUAAAAAUCACAUGAAUAGAACAGACAUGAAAAUAUA
This is a messenger RNA of Mytilus trossulus (common blue mussel), 977 nucleotides long. RefSeq names its product type-2 ice-structuring protein-like. The record is from RefSeq and is a predicted model, not a curated record. Lineage: Eukaryota; Metazoa; Mollusca; Bivalvia; Mytilida; Mytilidae. The transcript is spliced from 3 exons. The coding region runs from base 22 to 690 and encodes 222 amino acids.